AUGGGCCAGGAUUAUUACUCUGUGCUCCAGAUCACUCGCAAUUCAGAGGAUGCCCAGAUCAAAAAGGCGUACCGGAAACUCGCCCUUAAAAACCACCCGUUGACGUCAAACGAGCCAUCUGCAGCAGAGACGUUCAGGCAAAUAGCAGAGGCCUAUGAUGUGCUGAGUGACCCUGUGAAGAGAGGCAUCUAUGACAGGUUUGGAGAGGAGGGCCUGAAAGGUGGAAUUCCUCUGGAGUUUGGAUCCCAGACCCCAUGGACAACUGGUUACGUCUUCCAUGGCAACCCUGAAAAGGUUUUCCAUGAGUUCUUUGGAGGAGACAACCCAUUCAGUGAGUUUUUUGAUGCAGAAGGAAGUGAGGUGGAUUUGAACUUUGGGGGCCUCCGGGGCCGAGGUGUCAAAAAGCAGGACCCUCCAAUUGAACGGGACCUCUACCUGUCUCUGGAGGAUUUAUUCUUUGGCUGCACCAAAAAAAUUAAGAUCUCCCGAAGGGUGCUGAACGAGGACGGGUACUCUUCUACCAUCAAGGACAAGAUCCUGACAAUUGAUGUGAAGCCUGGUUGGAGGCAGGGCACACGUAUCACCUUUGAGAAAGAAGGGGACCAGGGCCCCAACAUCAUCCCAGCUGACAUUAUCUUCAUUGUGAAAGAGAAGCUACACCCUCGCUUCCGCAGGGAGAACAAUGACCUCUUCUUUGUGAACCCUAUCCCUUUGGGCAAGGCUCUCACCUGCUGCACUGUGGAGGUGAAGACCCUAGAUGACCGUCUGCUCAACAUCCCCAUCAAUGACAUUGUCCAUCCCAAGUACUUCAAGAAGGUGCCAGGUGAGGGGAUGCCAUUGCCUGAGGACCCCACCCAGAAGGGGGACCUCUUCAUCUGUUUUGACAUCCAGUUCCCUACCCGCCUCACACCGCAGAAGAAGCAGAUGCUGCGCCAGGCAUUGCUGACAUAA
This is a messenger RNA of Cynocephalus volans (Philippine flying lemur), 951 nucleotides long. It is a transcript of the gene DNAJB13, whose product is annotated as DnaJ heat shock protein family (Hsp40) member B13. Gene Ontology annotation, cellular component: cytosol. Bases 1 to 951 code for a protein of 316 amino acids. The record is from RefSeq and is a predicted model, not a curated record. The transcript has 8 exons. Gene Ontology annotation, molecular function: protein-folding chaperone binding. NCBI's taxonomy places the organism in Eukaryota, Metazoa, Chordata, Mammalia, Dermoptera, Cynocephalidae.